Phalaenopsis equestris is the source of this 1916-nucleotide messenger RNA. Its product is annotated as transcription termination factor MTERF5, chloroplastic. The record is from RefSeq and is a predicted model, not a curated record. Lineage: Eukaryota; Viridiplantae; Streptophyta; Magnoliopsida; Asparagales; Orchidaceae. Gene Ontology annotation, biological process: regulation of DNA-templated transcription. Gene Ontology annotation, molecular function: double-stranded DNA binding. The transcript has 5 exons. The coding region runs from base 30 to 1757 and encodes 575 amino acids.
GCGGCUGAGGGCAGAAAAUCGCUUUAGCCAUGGCGUUUCUUGCGAAUUUUCAGUUCGAGUUCAAAAUAAUGGAGACAAUGGAGAAGAAUCCGUUAUUCAACGCCAGUGGAGAAACUGGCUACUGGAAGAAAACGCAGCAAUUUCGAAGUCCAGUCCGCAGAGCUAACUCUCGGUCGGAUGUCAGCUCGAUAACCCGGCUUCUGAGAGUCUCUACCAUCUCAAUAUCGAGGCUUGGUAUGUUUGUUCCAUUUGAUCUUUGUAUAUACUCUUAUAGGGUUCGAAUCAGAAGUUCUCAAGCUUGUCUUGCCUGCAAAGCGAAGACAUAUGAAUCAGAAGCUGAUGAUCACAGUUUAGUGGCAGUUCCCUUUAACCUGUUGGCUGCAGAAAGGGAGGAAGCAAAAGCUGUUCUAUCAUUAUUCCUUAGAAAACAGGGAUUCAGCAAUGCUGUGGCUUUAAGGAUUGUCAAAAAGUCGGAUCUUUUUAUUGAUCAUCUUAUGUCAAAACUCCAGAGUUUCUAUAAAUCUUGGUUUCUUGUAGGAAGAGAGCUCACUACAAUUGAAAUCAGAAACGCCCUCAUUCCUUACCUAGAAUCUCUUCAUGAAGAGAAUGGUGAUCUUUUCGUUGAUCUGGUGGUGAGCUACCCGAAUCCUCCUGGUUGGGAAAAGGCUAAUCCAGUUAGUCUAACAGCAAGCUAUAGCCUUGGAAAGAAAGAAAGGGCUGUUGCACGAGUUUCUCAGGAGAAUGCUGAUGGGCUUCUACCUGCUAAUGUUCUAUACCUCAUGGACCUCGGUCUGAAACUUGAACAAAUUAAGGGCAUUGUAAGUCGAUUCCCUGCUUUUGCUUACUAUACUUUGGACCAAAAGAUCAAGCCUUUAGUAGAGUUUCUCCUUGAGCUUGGUAUGGAUAAAUCAGAUAUACCAACCAUCCUUCAUAAAAGGCCUCAGUUGUGUGGGAUCAGCCUCUCAGAGAAGUUGAAGCCCAUGAUGACUUACCUUGAGAGCUAUGGGGUUGACAAAACCAAAUGGGCUAAGGUGAUAUACCGCUUCCCUGCACUUCUCACCUAUAGCAAGCAGAAGGUAAAGGCUUCGGUGGAUUUUCUCAGUGAGAUAGGUGUUCCAGAGAAGAACAUAGGGAAGAUUUUGACACGAUGCCCCCAUAUAACUAGCUAUAGUGUGGAAGAAAAACUACGCCCUACUGCGGAAUACUUUCUGUCAUUGAACAUUGAUCCUGCCUCUCUAAUCUACCGAUGCCCACAGACCUUUGGUCUAAGUAUUGAUGGGAAUCUUAGACCCGUCAAUGAAUUCUUCCUUGAGAGAGGUUACAGCGUGCAGGAAAUUGCAACCAUGGUUUUGAGAUAUGGAGCAUUGUAUACCUUUAGCUUGUCCGACAACAUAAUACCGAAGUGGAACUACUUCCUCACAAUGGAUUAUCCAAGAUCAGAACUGGUCAAAUUUCCUCAUUACUUUGGAUAUAGCUUAAAUGAAAGGAUAAAACCUAGACAUUUUCGGAUGAAAGAAUGCAAUGUAAGGUUGAUUUUGAAUCAAAUGCUAUCCAGUUCUAACAGUGAAUUUGAAAAAGUCGUGGAGAAAAGAAUGUGCAAAUUACCAGGUUCAUUUGGCUCUACAAAAGCUUGCUCGGGUCAAUCUCUUCGGCUAGAAGAAUGCUCGCCUCUUUUUUGCUCACCAAAUCAACAGGAGCUACUUUCCCGCACUCAUCUCAAACUAGCAAUUUCAUCAGCAGUUCAUCAUUCCUUCUAGAUGUCUUAUGACCUCAUAUAUCCAGUCAGCAACUCCUAAUCACUCGAUUGUUAAUGUCUAUCUAUUGGAAUUUUGAUUUAUAUGUUCAUGUGUCUGUAACUGUUUUAUUAUAUAUUUUCUAAUCAUUUGUAUAUAAAGGUUAAGAUAUAGCUUCUUGUG